Molecule: messenger RNA, 1671 nt
Organism: Aspergillus saccharolyticus JOP 1030-1
Lineage: Eukaryota; Fungi; Ascomycota; Eurotiomycetes; Eurotiales; Aspergillaceae
Product: alpha-amylase
Exons: 8
Coding region: 1-1671 (556 amino acids)
Biological process (GO): carbohydrate metabolic process
Molecular function (GO): hydrolase activity, hydrolyzing O-glycosyl compounds; calcium ion binding
Source: RefSeq, a predicted model, not a curated record
AUGGCCAUCUGGUGCUGGCGUCCGCGACGACGACAGUCCCAGCCGCGAUGGCAGCAAAUUGAGGCCUUUGCCAGCGAUCUGCAGUCCCUCCCAAGCUGGCACGACCUCAAGGACAACACCCUUCUCUUCGAAGCCUUCGAAUGGCACGUCCCGUGCGACAACCUUCACUGGCAUCGUCUGCAGCGCAUCCUACCCAGCCUGCAAUCCAUUGGCGUCGAUGCCCUCUGGCUCCCCCCAGGCUGCAAAGCCAUGAAUCCCACGGGAAACGGGUACGACAUCUACGACCUGUGGGACCUCGGCGAGUUUCACCAGAAGGGAGUCCGCGCGACGAAAUGGGGCUCCUGGGAGGCCCUCCAGGCCCUGGUGGCCGAGAUGCACGCGCGCCAGCUCGACGUGUACUGGGAUGCGGUGCUGAACCAUAGAGCCGGGGCGGAUUAUCCCGAGCGGUUUGAGGCUGUUAAGGUUGAUCCGAAACACCGGAACAUGGAAAUCUCUCCCCCCAGCUGGAUCUCGGGCUGGACGGGCUUCUCCUUCCCCGGCCGGGGGGAGGUCUACAGCAGCCAGAAAUACACCUGGCAGCACUUCAGCGGGGUCGACUGGGACGACGCCUCCCAGACCAACGCGAUCUUCAAAAUCCACGGCAAACGCUGGGCGGAGGAUGUCGGCCACGAGCUGGGGAACUACGACUACCUGAUGUUCGCCAACGUAGACUACGCCGACCCCGAGGUGCGGGCGGAUGUGCUGGCCUGGGGGCGCUGGAUGGGUGAGCGGCUGGGAUUGCGCGGGAUGCGGUUGGACGCGGCGAAGCAUUUCUCUGCGGGGUUCCAGAAGGAGUUGCUGGCGCAUCUGCGGGCGACCACGCGGCCGGAUUUCCGGGUGAUUGGCGAGUAUUGGACGGGGGAUGUGGGGGAGUUGGUGCGGUAUGUGAAGACGAUGGAGGGGGCUGGGGGGGUGUUGGCAGUGGAUGCGCCGUUGGUGCAUGCUUUCUCCCGGGUUUCCUUGCACCACGGGGGUGAUUUGCGGGGGGUGUUGCGGGGGACGUUGAUGGAACGGUGUCCGGGGAAUGCCUUGACAUUCGUCGAGAACCAUGACACGCAACCCGGCCAGAUGAUGGCGAACACCAUCGCCCCGGACUUCAAACUCCUCGCCUACGCCCUGAUCCUCCUCCGCCAGGAAGGCCACCCCUGCCUGUUCUACGGCGACCUCUAUGGGAUCUGGAACGGGCAGCGCGCGGUGCUCGACGAGGCCUACGCGCGCAAACUGCCCAUCCUGACGCGUGCGCGCAAGCAUUUUGCCUACGGCGAACAGCAGGAUUAUCUCGAGGAGGGGGGUUGUAUUGGCUUCAUCCGAUACGGCAACGCGCGCCACCCCGCGGGAUUGGCGUGUGUAUUGAGUGCGCCUCAAAAACCCACCGCGACCCUCAAACACCGCACAAAACGCAUGUAUGUCGGACAGCGACACGCACACGCGACGUGGAGGGAAGUCUUGCAGCCCCAGGAGGGGGCGACUACUCACGUGGUGAUUGACGCGCGCGGGUAUGGGGAGUUCCCGGUGGCCGCGACGGGGGGGUGGUAUGCGGGCGUCUGGGUGGAGGCGGUGGCGGCGGAGGGGGCCAGACUGGAUGAAGUGUUUGAUCACGAUAUCUACGGUACUACUGCGGAGCAGCCAUGA